Messenger RNA from Punctularia strigosozonata HHB-11173 SS5, 1446 nucleotides. RefSeq lists its product as uncharacterized. The transcript is spliced from 6 exons. NCBI's taxonomy places the organism in Eukaryota, Fungi, Basidiomycota, Agaricomycetes, Corticiales, Punctulariaceae. The record is from RefSeq and is a predicted model, not a curated record. The coding region runs from base 1 to 1446 and encodes 481 amino acids.
AUGUCCGCCGCCGAAUCUGCUAGCCAACCGUCCACUCCUGCCGUAAAGAUUUAUAUCACGAAAUCUGAAGCGGAGGAUUGGGAUCGCCACAAGAUCAUGGCAUGGCUUGCCCAAACUUGCGCUCCAGACGUCUACAUCUCGCCGAGCAAGAGAGAUUGGCGUUUACACUGGCUGUACCGUCAUGUUAUUUUACCAGCUUGGAAACGGCGUCAACCGACGGUGGAAAUAAAAACCAAGGUGGUCGUGCCGGGACAAGACUCGUCCAUACAGGUUCAUUUUUGGUCGGCUCUCGCGUGGAUUAUCUCCAUCGACUUCAGCGCUCGAGCUCCUCGAUCUCUCGAGAUAUUGAGCGCGAGAAGUCUACUGCGUCUAUACGCCAGAUGGUGUCUGGCAUUCCGCCGGCACUGGAAAUACCUUGACCAUGUCAGGUAUCACGCGCCGAGUGUCAUGCACGCGGUAUGGUACAAGGACGGCCGUCCUGAGCUCAUGAUUAACUGGGACUGCAUACACCAUGACCACCCUAUCACACGCAAACGGCGUGCCUGUCUCGAUAUGGCGUCUGGCCUGGUCAAGUCUGUCCCUCAUGGAAAGCAUGAAGGAUCCACUUCCUGGAACCACGACGAGUCAUCAGCGUGUUUCUUCGCACGGCAGUGGAAAACGUGCGAAGUCCUACAAUCAACAUCGAUGAAGCUUGAUGUCGUUGAAAUGUCUCGCGGCGCUGUGGCAGCUACGCUGGAUACCUGCGUUCUCUGCGACAAAUGCAGGGUUCAGAUGGAACAAGCCGAGGUUCAGGAAGCUGCUCAAACUCCAGCGGAUGAAACUCUUCCGUCCUACGGACAGGCUGAUGGAGGGAGCCCGCCAGAAAUAGUCGCGAGCGGUGUGCGCAUACGUCCUCAAUGGCUCUUCGAUUUCGGAUUCCGGAUGUUGUUCGUCCAAAUCGGGCGUGCAGCUCCAGAUCCCGACAACUUCGAUCACGCCCAAGAUCAGGCUGACUUCGCCGACCUCGUCGAAACGCUUGGAAUUGAUUCCAGCCCCAUACCGCUGCGAAUGGUCACAUACAUCCCUGAAGGACCAACACCUGCCGAGCCUGAUUCGCCCUCGUUCGAUCCGCCUGCAUACUCGUUAUCACCUCCCAAGAUGCCUGAACACGAAUAUCUGGCAUUAUGGCCCAAUUUCGAUGAAUAUUCGCCCCGUGCCCGAGCACCUUCGUCCCACAAGCAGGAGCGCACCCGGUCUAAGAACGUAGACAAUAAGCCGCUCUACCCAGGAGCUCCAUCAUACAUAUCACCGGACCCUCCCAUGCAAGAACCAGUCUCCCAAGCGCAAGCUCAGGCCAGUAAUGGACCCGGGAAACCGAUCUAUCCGGGAGGGCCAACGUCUAUUGCGCCGAAUCCGCCGCGGCUUCUACCGGAUAGUCUUGCUCAUAAUCGUCGCCUCAAAAUUUGA